AAACACAAAAAAAAACCUAACACAAACACAAUGGCUCUCUUUCUUUUUCUCCUUCUCUCAUUAAUCUCCUUCCCUCUCUCUUCUACUGAACAAGCUUGCUCGUCCUACGCCUUCUCCUCGUCCCCGGAACCCUUCACCUCCUGUGUUGACCUCCCUCACCUCAACUCCUCCCUCCACUGGAGCCGCUCUCAGUCCUCCGCUGUCUGCAUCGCCUACCGGGCCCCACAAUCCCCCAAUGGCUGGAUUGCGUGGGGCGUAAACCCUAACUCCUCCUCCAUGGUUGGAACCCACGCCCUCGUCGCCUUUCAUCACUCCAACGGUUCAAUGGUCGCCUACCCUACGAUCUUGGACAGUUACUCCCCGUCACUGAAACCGCAGAAGCUAGGGUUUCCGGUGUACAAUGUGUCGGCCGAGUACGUAAAGGGCGAUAUGGUAAUUUACGCGACCGUCGGGCUGAUUGGGGCAGGGGAGGGUGACGCCGCGGCUAAGUUUAAUCAGGUGUGGCAGGAGGGGAGUAGGGUUGUGGAUGGUGUGCCCGCGAUGCAUUCAGUUAGUGGGGAUAAUGUUUUGUCCAAGGGGAGCAUUGAGUUGAAGUGAUAUAUAUAUGAUGGUACGUUAUAGACUUUAUAUAGGUGAGUUGAGAGGGCAUAUUAUAAGUAUAUAGUAUGAACGUAUGUAUGUACGUAUUUGUGUUUGAGCAUGUGAGUGAGUGUGUGUAUAUACGUAAUCAUUUGGAGCCAUGGAGUCAUAUAACACGAGUAGUUGACGUCA
Asparagus officinalis (garden asparagus) is the source of this 771-nucleotide messenger RNA. RefSeq names its product cytochrome b561 and DOMON domain-containing protein At5g47530-like. The record is from RefSeq and is a predicted model, not a curated record. The transcript is spliced from 2 exons. The coding region runs from base 31 to 597 and encodes 188 amino acids. NCBI's taxonomy places the organism in Eukaryota, Viridiplantae, Streptophyta, Magnoliopsida, Asparagales, Asparagaceae.